UAAAUGAUCAAAUCUGUGAUUGUUCAUUGGGUGUGUUUGCUGAUACAGAUGCAGUGAAGUCAGUGUCAGUGCUGGAGGGAGAUUCAGUCACUAUAAACACUGGUCUUACUGAAAGAAUAUAUGAUGAUCUGAUUCUGUGGAGGUUUGGAACCGAAAACACUUUAAUAGCUGAAAUGAUUGUAAUGGCUGACAGCAUGACUGAAUACAAUGAUGAUCUUGAUGGGAGAUUCAGAGACAAACUGAAGCUGGACGAAACUGGAUCUCUGACCAUCACAAACAUCACAACUGAACACACUGGACUCUAUCAACUACAGACCAACAGUGUGAGCAAGAAUUUCAGUCUCACUGUCUAUGCUCGUCUGCCUGUUCCUGAUAUAUUUAUCAGAGACUAUUCAUCAUCAUUAUCAUCAUCAUCAUCAUAUUAUUAUUAUUAUUAUUAUUAUUAUUAUUCAUUGUUGUGUUCAGUGAUGAAUGUGAGUGAUGUGACUCUCUCCUGGUACAAAGGAAACAGUUUAUUGUCCAGCAUCAGUGUGUCUGAUCUCAGCAUCAGUCUCUCUCUACCUCUGGAGGUGGAAUAUCAGGAUAAAAACACCUACAGCUGUGUGAUCAACAAUCCCAUCAGCCACCAGACCACACAUCUGGACAUCAACAAACUCUGUCACACAUGUUCAGACUAUGACUUCUGCUGUGAUUCUGCUGAAGUUGUGAUCCGAUUGGCUCUCUCUGCUCUGGUGGGUGUGGCUACUGUUGCUGUGCUGGUUUAUGAUAUCAGACCCAGAAGAAGCAGACAUCAUUCAACUGAUCUCGAAUAG
Molecule: messenger RNA, 812 nt
Organism: Labeo rohita (rohu)
Lineage: Eukaryota; Metazoa; Chordata; Actinopteri; Cypriniformes; Cyprinidae
Exons: 3
Source: RefSeq, a predicted model, not a curated record